Molecule: messenger RNA, 738 nt
Organism: Fonsecaea multimorphosa CBS 102226
Lineage: Eukaryota; Fungi; Ascomycota; Eurotiomycetes; Chaetothyriales; Herpotrichiellaceae
Exons: 1
Coding region: 1-738 (245 amino acids)
Molecular function (GO): O-methyltransferase activity; S-adenosylmethionine-dependent methyltransferase activity
Source: RefSeq, a predicted model, not a curated record
AUGGCGUCGUGGAACCAACCAGGCGGAUACUCGGUGAUGCACGAGCACGACCCCCGGUGGACGGCGGUCGACGAGUAUGCCAACGGGCACUUGCUCGCUCCCUCUCGGAACCCGUACCACGAGGCACUGGAAUUCACGCGUUCCAACUCCCGGGCCAAGGGUCUCCCGGACAUCGCCGUCUUCGCGGCACAGGGCAAGUUCAUGUCGAUGCAGAUUCAGAUCACGGGCGCCAAAAACGUUCUGGAAGUCGGCACGUUGGGCGGGUACUCUGCGAUCUGGAUGGCCGCGGGGACCGGCGCGGACGGGAAAGUGACGACAGUCGAGGUCAACCCGGAGACCAAGAAGAUCGCCGAGGAGAACAUUGCGCACGCUGGCUUGAGCGACCGCGUUACCGUGCUGUUGGGGCCGGGCGUCGAGGUCCUCCCUGCGCUGCUCGAGGAGGUCAAGGCCGGCAAGCGCCCGCCCUUUGACUUUGUCUUCAUCGACGCCGACAAGGAGAACAACCUGGCCUACUUCGAGUGCGCGCUGCAGAUGGUCAAGCCCCGCACCUGCAUCAUCGUCGACAACGUCGUCCGCCGCGGACAAUUGGCCGAUCCGGCCAUGAAGGACGACUCUCGCAUCGCGGGCACGAGGAGGCUCAUUGAGGCCGUGGGCAAGGAUGACCGCGUCGAGGCCGUCGUCAUCCAGACGGUCGCGGAGAAGAAUUAUGACGGGUUCAUGAUGGCCCUGGUCAAGUAG